AUGCUGAAUUAUUCGCCUGAUAUAUAUAAAUUGGAAAUAUUGACUAUAGGGUGGAAAGUAGAGAAGUUGGAAAACAGAAUAGAAACGAAAAUUGAAGGAGCAAUGGAAAAGAGCAAGGUUCUGGUGGUGGGUGGGAGCGGCUACAUAGGGAGGAGGUUAGUGAAGGCAAGCCUGGCAGAGGGGCAUGAGACGUAUGUGCUUCAGAGGACGGAGAUAGGCCUCGAUAUUGACAAGCUGCAGAUGCUCCUCUCCUUCAAGAAGCAGGGCGCCCAUCUCGUCGAGGCCUCCUUCUCCGACCACCGAAGCCUCGUUGACGCCGUCAAGCUUGCAGAUGUCGUCAUCUGUGCCAUGUCAGGUGUCCAUUUCCGCUCUCACAACUUGCUCCUGCAGCUCAAACUUGUUGACGCCAUUAAGGAUGCUGGCAACGUUAAG
Messenger RNA from Arachis duranensis, 432 nucleotides. Its product is annotated as isoflavone reductase homolog. The annotation marks the transcript as partial. The record is from RefSeq and is a predicted model, not a curated record. The transcript has a single exon. NCBI's taxonomy places the organism in Eukaryota, Viridiplantae, Streptophyta, Magnoliopsida, Fabales, Fabaceae.